This is a messenger RNA of Leopardus geoffroyi (Geoffroy's cat), 7234 nucleotides long. RefSeq names its product islet cell autoantigen 1 (gene ICA1). Bases 8 to 1642 code for a protein of 544 amino acids. The record is from RefSeq and is a predicted model, not a curated record. Gene Ontology annotation, biological process: regulation of transport. NCBI's taxonomy places the organism in Eukaryota, Metazoa, Chordata, Mammalia, Carnivora, Felidae. The transcript is spliced from 14 exons. Gene Ontology annotation, molecular function: protein domain specific binding. Gene Ontology annotation, cellular component: Golgi apparatus.
AAACGCUAUGGACACGUGGAACACCUGCGGGAGAGCAGGGGUGGGGUCACCCAGAGCGGUAGAUCCGAGCGGGGGAUACCCCAGGAGAUGGGGGUCGAGGAAAGUCCCCAGGGAGGAGAGAGAGAGGGAGGUUCACCCCCCUCAUCCCGGACCCGCUCCCCAAAAGAAAAAAGAAGAAGAAGAAAACAUGUCAGGACACAAAUGCAGUUAUCCCUGGGACUUACAGGAUCGAUAUACUCAAGAUAAGUCUGUAGUAAAUAAGAUGCAGCAGAAGUAUUGGGAAACGAAGCAAGCCUUUAUUAAAGCCACAGGGAAAAAAGAAGAUGAGCAUGUUGUUGCCUCUGAUGCAGACCUGGAUGCCAAGCUAGAGCUGUUUCACUCGAUUCAGAGAACCUGUUUGGACUUGUCUAAAGCAAUUGUACUCUAUCAAAAGAGAAUAUGUUUCUUGUCUCAAGAAGAAAACGAACUGGGAAAAUUUCUCCGAUCCCAAGGCUUCCAAGACAAAACCAGAGCAGGAAAGAUGAUGCAAGCAACGGGAAAGGCCCUCUGCUUUUCUUCCCAGCAAAGGUUGGCCUUGCGAAAUCCAUUGUGUCGAUUUCACCAAGAAGUGGAGACUUUUCGGCACCGGGCCAUCUCAGACACUUGGCUGACGGUGAAUCGCAUGGAGCAGUGCCGGACUGAAUACAGAGGGGCAUUAUUAUGGAUGAAGGAUGUGUCACAGGAGCUUGAUCCAGACCUCUACAAGCAAAUGGAGAAGUUCAGGAAGGUACAAACACAAGUACGCCUUGCCAAAAAAAGCUUUGACAAAUUGAAGAUGGAUGUGUGUCAAAAAGUGGAUCUUCUUGGAGCAAGCAGAUGCAAUCUGUUGUCUCAUAUGCUAGCAACAUACCAGACCACUCUGCUUCAUUUUUGGGAGAAAACUUCUCACACUAUGGCAGCCAUCCAUGAGAGCUUCAAAGGUUACCAACCAUAUGAAUUCACUACGUUAAAGAGCUUACAAGACCCUAUGAAAAAGCUGAUUGAGAAAGAAGAAAGGAAGAAGGUCACCCAGCAGGAAAGUUCAGAGGCCACGGUGGAGGAGCCGAGUCAGUUAAUUUCAUUAGAGGAUGAAAACCAACGCAAGGAAUCCUCUAGUUUUAAGAAUGAAGAUGGAAAAAGCAUUUUAACUGCCUUAGACAAAAGCUCUACACAUAAUGCAUGCUCAGAUGAACUAUUAGGCAUGAAACCCGAGGAAGGUGCUUGCCUGGGCCCAGUGGCAGGGACCCUAGAACCCGAGGGUGCUGACAAAGAUGACCUGCUUCUGUUGAGUGAGAUCUUCAAUGCUUCCUCCCUGGACGAGGGUGAGUUCAGCAAAGAGUGGGCUGCCGUGUUUGGAGACGGCCGGCCGAAGGAGCCAGUGCCCACUGUGGCCGCCGGAGAGCCAGACCCCAGACCCCAGGCAGGCUCAGGAUUCCUUCCUUCACAGCUUUUAGACCAAAACAUGAAAGACUUACAGGCCUCACUCCAAGCCCAAGUGAAAUUGGGAACCAUCACAGCAUCUUGGACCAACAAUGGGUAUGAUCUGAUUUACCAUUUAAAGGGAUCAUCCUGGCUGCUAAAAGUUUCCUUUUCUCUGCUGGUGUUCUAUGAAGACCAAUGUUAAAGGAGUUGUUUUGUAACCUCUGAGUUAUCCUGUUGCCUUUGCAUGCCAACAGCCAUCAAUUGAAUAUCUACGGAACUUAAAAUGACAGAAAAAAAAAAAAAAGUGGAACCUAAGUGUUUGAAAGAGGAAGUUCAUUCAGCCUCUCUCACACCUAUGGACUCCCAGCAGGUACUCCCAGAAUUCCACCACUGGUGCUGCCUGAAUUCAAGGAACCUUCAAAACAGAUGUGGUACAAAUAAAGAACAGCCCCCCUGCUUUGAUGAUUGAUCAUGUAAUCCAGUUACAACCACAGUCUAUGCUUUUAUGAGGACUUUCACCCUAAAAAAGAGGAAAAGAUGAAUAUUGGCUGUAGAUUUUUUUUAUUACGUCCAUCGUCUAGAAAAUGCAUCUAUAUACAUGAAUUGCAAAAGCAUCUAAGUAACUGUUAAACUUCUGACACUUCAUAUUGGAACUGCUUCCCCUGAUUAUCCAGAUCAUCUCAAAACCCAAAUUAAAUAAACAACUGAAAAGUCAAACACAACAUGGAGUACAAAGGCCCAUUGGCAUGUUGGCUUAGUGAAAGAAGCAGUGGUAGAGAGUUGACGUAACCUAAUCCUCACCACACCCUUCCUAGUCAGGUACUAUCAUCAUCUCCAUCAUAGAGCCCAGGAAACUGAGGAACAGAGCAGCUACGUAAUUUGCCUGAGAUCAUACAUCUGAUAGGAGAGAGAGAGAGAGAGUGAACCUGAGCCAUCUGCCUCCAGAGUCUGUGCCUUUCACCUUUCCCUUCUGGCUGCCUCUCUGUACCAAGUCUUUGAUGGCAAAUGUGACUCUUCAGUGGGUUCCUUCAGGCCUCUCCGUGGAUGCUUCCAGAGGGGCAGGACUUAUAAUAUGAUUAGCCUGGCCCUGGGUGUCCUGGACACACACACAGACCAAGGACAGGUGGUUGCCAUGAAGGAGGAAUGUGCAUGUGGGGAGGCAGGGUCCCUGUCAACCACAAAAAUCAGAUGAUGUUCCAGAAUAGAAUAUUUGAAAUCGAGAUUGUCUCUAGAAUCUUCGCCUGUGCUAGCAGCCACCCACAUCUUCCCUGAAGCACAUUCCUGCUCAGUCUCAACCACCGCUGUCCUGGUUCUCUGUGAGGUCCAGGUGGGGCUGCAUCCUCAGGGUCAGAGUGUCAUGAGAACUUCGGGAAUGCUCCAGACUUGGGGGGCAGCAAACUCUGCUCUUCCACAGGCUGCAUUUCCCUCCCACUCUCCCCUCCUCCCUUCUCCUUCACCUCUUCUGCCUUCUCCCCUCCUUAUCUCCCCAUCUUCCUCUGCCUCCCUCCCUCCUUUCUUUGUCCUCUUUCCUCAUCCAUUCCCCUGUGCUCUGGGGAGCAGAAAGGAAGGGGGAUUUAGUAAGAUAACAAUUGCAUUUUCCUCUGCUCCCCACCUCAACUUCAAGCUCUGGGAGAGCCAAACAAAGCAACUUACAUUUAGGAUUAAGUUGGGCUGAACAUUUGAAAGAGGAGUUAAUUUUAUGUAGGAUUUCUAAGAGUUUCUGAAGUUACCAGCAUAAUAGGGGCUGGAAUUUCCUGUGUCAUACAGGGAGGAGAAAAUAGUGCCUUCCUAAGGCCUCUUAAAGUGAGUAGAAGGAGAGCUAGCCAGAGGGGUUGCCCAAGGUAGAGAUGAGGUGAGGCUGAUAAGCCUCAUUUGACAUUCUUCUCCAUUCUCCACCAAUAUCCCAAAUUUAAUUUAGAAAUAGACACUGAUACUGAAAAGACUACCAUCUGCUCAAAAUAAAUGCACCAGGACAUCUUGUGAUUUAGGAUUCUGCAAACCAAAGUUAGGAGUUUUGUUCCACAUUCUCACAAAUGUACAGCCCUGUGUUCCUUCUGGAUAGUCUUUUGUUUUAUACCAUGCCUAGGUGCUAUUGCCAUCUGGGUGGGUUUCUAUUUAAGGCUAAUGUAAUGCCAAGCUUUGCAUUAUCUCAAAUUCACCUUUCCUCAAACUGAGCUCGCCUCUUGCCAUUCCUGGCUUAGCCUGGUUCCAGAUAACAUAAUCCUGGGGCUCAAAGGAUAUGAAGGAGAAGACUGUGGCGUGCAGUUAGAGUUUAAUGCAGUGUGGGUACUUUCAACACGAGCCAGUGGAAUUUUUGUUCCAUCAAAGAAGCAGCUUGUCGAGGAGCAUCUGUAGGUCUUGGAUAUGUGCAGAAUUUAAGUGCCUCCUUUAAUCCUUGGAAGGGGCCUUGAUGACCAUCUAUUCCACCCCCAUUUAGUAUAUGAGGAAAUCAGGGAUUCCCACAUAGGUCUUUUGACUUGCCAAGUUGUUGGAGUUUUAUAUCCAUCAUUUAUAUAAUUUCUCAACUCCUCAGGUUGGCUUACAAGGUCCUUUAGGACCUGACCCCAGUCCCACUGCUGCCUACACUUCCCACACCUUUACUUAGCAUGACUUGACAACAUUGUUUUGCUGGAGAAACAUGUAUUAUGUCAGUAAGCUGGACUCCAGCCAUAUCGAACUUGAGUGAGCCUGGCUCUACCCACCACUGGGCUCUGGUACGCAUUCUCGCUCCUCCUCAGAGCACGUCACCCACCUACACACCCAUGAUGCUUGCUUUCCCUGGUUAAGUUCUCAUCCUUCUGGUUCUCAGCUUCAAUGUCAUUUCAUACACAGAGCCUUCCAUGACUUCCUCUUCCUCCCAGCAGUCCAGGUUAGAUGUUUCUGCCUCCAUUCCCUUUGCACCCAGUAUACUCACUCAUUCCCAUUCUCUCACGUCAUUUUAAGAUUGGUCUAAUUUUCUGUCUCUUGCUUUUGGUUGUCAUGGGCAGGGCCCAUGUUUGUGUUGCUCACCAUCAUAUUUCCAGAACAUGGCUGAGUGCCUGGAAUACAGUAGAUGUUCAAAAAAGACUGGGUGGAUGGAGGGAUGACAAGAAGGGAGGGAGAGAGCAGCAGACAUUGAAUCACUAGAUUAAAAGAAAACAACCCUCAGCUAAUCUCAGGGGUUGUUCCUCGUGCUUGCUGAGCUGGACUAAAAUUCAGAUUCAGCUUAGAUUUAUUGAUGGCCUGCUCUCUAGCCUCUCUACUCUCUCGUUUCACCUACAAGAUCCUAUCUUAUUCAACAACAACCACCUAUGAGGCAGGAAUUUUUACCCACCCUUUGCAGAGAUGGAAACUGGGGCUCAGUAUGGGAAAUAUGGAUGGCUGGGUGGUGCUUGGCCACCUUGGCUGUGGUGUUCCCACUUUCCCUUUCCCUGCCAACCCCACCCCAGAGCCCCCCACGCUAUGAUCAUCAACCCAGCCUGGGCUUUUGCUCUCCCAGCUAGUGAAAUUACAUUCAUGGUAAAGUGCUCCUCUGGAUGGUGUUAUUUUGGCUUCACUUGCUGCUCUAGCUGGCCAGUGUUAUUUCUGGCUGAUUUAUAUUUUCCCUUAUGUAAGUAAAGGGGGCAGGAUUGCUCCAAUAAAAUUUUAUAUGUGUUUCCUGCAAAUGGGUAGCACAGUUGACAUAUCAAAGGAACUGUGAGCUAGGAUAAUCAUUUUGCUCACAGAGCUCUCAGCUCUUGCUCUGUGGCCCCCACCCUUCACCACCCUCUCCUGACACAAUUACUCUGAGAUGGGGAGACAUCUUUCUAGCCACACCUUCAUGUUAAAAACGCCUCAGCCAGCUAACACCAACUAGAGAAGAGUUGAUGGCAAUUACAGGAAUAUUAGCUACACGAAGUUCUCUUUAAAUAGCAUUUUUUUUUUCCUGACAGAAGCCAAGACAUUUGAAAUCUGGCUUGGCAUCCCAUCCAUAAUUACCCUCAUUGCACCCCUCCCCUAAAUAAUUCCCAAAGUGAUAUGAGUGAGGGUGACAUUGCAGCUGAGUUUAUAUUUUCUUUUAUUUCUGUUUUAGCCAGUGUCCCAGCCAUACUAUUUUCUCCCCCUCAUGCACAUAAGUGCGUUAGACUUCUGCUUAAUAGCUGUUCUGAGGGAACAAUAUGACUUGGCAGACUGGCUGUUGCUUCUGCUCCACACUGUGGGACGAGAGAAUAGGGACAGCCUGUGUCUUUGUGAAAACUCUGAGGUAUGUUGUCCCCAUCAUCUUAGACCCCAAUGAGGGUAUGUCAUCAGACUCAUCGUCCUUCGUUUCCUCUGCUCCAGAGAAGCCCCCAAAUCCAUAGAUUCUAGAUGUUGCCUGUAUGAUCAUGAGUGUUUAGGUGAGCAAUAUUCCAAAACCCACAGUUACAAAUGAAUCCAAUUAACAGACAUGUAUUGUCUUUAUAAAGGAAUAUGCCAUUAUAAUCCAAUAGGCUUGAAAAAUGAUUUAUAUUUCUGGUACUUUUAAAAUAUGAUUUGAUAUACAGACAUUUUAUUUAUUUAUAACUUUUCGGGAACAUGCCCAUUACAUAAAGUGAGGGGAGCUCGGUUUUGACAUGUAGAUUUAUUUCUGCCUCCUUUAGGAAUGUGUUCCAUUUUAUACUCUAAAAAAUACAAUGCUUCCAACCUGCCUCGCUUUUCGAGUGUUCUCUGUAGCCAUUUAAAAAAAAUGACUUUUGUGCAUAUUUUUGAAAUGCGAAAAAUUAUCUCAUUGAGUUCCCACUGUAUCGAAUAGCAUAUAGAGACCAGGGAGGGUUGACUUCUGUACCUCUGAUUUGGCUUUGCUCUGGGUCGGUUCAGGGUCUCUCUGAAUGUGUGGAUCUCCUUGAACUCAGAGAGCUUGACAGAACUGAAGAGCUUAAAGCUGCAGGACCUGAGGAAGUGUUCUGAGACAGACCCCUCUGUUUCCUAGGAGAGCCUCUGCCUUUGUCUGGCUCUGGCCUCAACCAAGAUGACCUGAUCCUGAUGGAGACAGUGACCCUUGUGCAGCCUCCUUGGAGACCGCCUAUAACAGUGCUUCCCAAACUUGCACUUAGAAUCACUGGGGAGUUGUUAAAACAGUUUCCUGGGCUCUACCCCUAGGGAUUCUGAUUCACUGGGUCAGGGUUGGCCCUGGGAACUUGCAUUUCUAGCCAGCUUACAGGUGAUACCCAUGCUGCUGGUGUGGGCACCACACUUUGAGAACCACUACUCUAAGAGGUUAAGGCCAGGCUUGCUGGGGGUGCUGGGAAGGGUCCGUGGGCUCUGCUGAGCACAGGUGGGUCUUGAGUACAUUUGGUGUUGGGGAGAGGAUUGUAGGGGAAAAGGGGAAAAGUCACCCAGUUACAUUCUACCUCUUUCAGCUUUAUUUGGUAUACUUAUGGAAUCACGAUUUUAACUUUCCACAUUUGCCACUGUUUUAUGUGAUUUGCGUUUAAAAGGAAUGCUCAUGGGCCAGUUAUCUAGGAACUAGGGAGGUUGUGUUACUCCUGGAUUACACUGAAUACUGGUCAUUUUUUAAAACUGCUUUUUUUGAACUGUAAUUUACAUACCAUAAAAACCAGCCAUUGUAAAAGAAUGGUUCAAGGAUUUCUGGUAAAUUUAUAUUGUGCAAUUAACACUAUAGUCCAGUGUUGGAACAUUUCCAUUAUCCUAGAAAGCUCCCUCAAAAUCUGGUGCUUUUGAUGGCUUAUGAAUUAUGUUAACUACAUAUUCAAGUACCUUUCCAAUGAAUAAUAGUACUUUUAAAAACCCUCUAUAUGUUUGCAUUGUUUUAGAACCAAUAAAUAGGUCAAAGGCC